Messenger RNA from Guyanagaster necrorhizus, 1710 nucleotides. RefSeq lists its product as uncharacterized. The transcript has a single exon. Lineage: Eukaryota; Fungi; Basidiomycota; Agaricomycetes; Agaricales; Physalacriaceae. The record is from RefSeq and is a predicted model, not a curated record. The coding region runs from base 98 to 1489 and encodes 463 amino acids.
CACGAACCCACCAUCUCAGAACGCGUCCUCGGACCUCCUUGUGCCCCCGCUCGCUCUCCUUUUUCUCCUCUUUCGACGACCCGUUACAUUCUCUACCAUGUCGCAGUACAGCACCAAUGGCGACGUCUUCGGCUCAAGUUCCCAGUUUCUUUCACCGCCAAAGCCCAAAGCUUUAUACCGUAAAUCGCCUUCACGACAAAGCCUGAAUCCACGUCGUUCGACGGCCUCCCUACGAAGUACCUCUAACCUUGCGCAUGCCAUGGACGACGACACUUCCAAUAGCCGCUACUCGUUGGCCCAUGAACUCGCAGUAGCGCUCAUGCCAGAACCAAGCGCAGGCUCCAUGCUCCUUGCCGAAGAAUUUGGAAUCGAGUACGACGAAGGCGCUGAGGGCAUAGACAAAACCCUCCACCAUGAUGAAGAUAUGCAUCUCACUGCUGGCGGUGAGCCAUUGUCGUUAGCAUCCGAGUCAGAGUCAGAUUCAUCAGUCAAUUCCCCAUUCGACGACGGUCUAGACGACAUAGACGAUUCCCAUUCCAUGUACAAUCCUAUUAUCGACAGCCCGUCCGCUAAUAAACAUCGACGGCCGGAAAAGAAGGAUGCCAUGGAAAUCCUGUCCGAAAACCUAGAAUCCACCGAUAAAUUCCUCUCACAUUUGCGGCACAUUGACGUUGACAUGGGACCUUCGGCUUCACAGCAGCCAACGUUGGAGAAGAUUGCUACAGAUGUUAUACGUAGAAUUAACGACACCGUUAGGGAUCGAGAAGGUCAGGUGCGGGAACUGUUGGAGUACGAAAGAGAACUACGGAAGAUUGCUGGUGAGGUUGGCGGGAACGAUGUGCUCGGUCAGCUGGAAGAGUUUACGCCACCAGACGACCUCGUUGAUGGGAAGCCGCCUGUAGAAUUACCUCACUCGGGAUCGCGGCAUUUGGAUAUCGUGGAGGAAGAGCAUUUUUCGAACCUUUCAAAUUCUAGUGAUUGGGAUAUGGAUCCUGAUCACCGUCAUCUAGGAGAUUAUUCCGACGACGAAUCUGAUACUCCACUUUCACCCUUGAAAGAUUCCUUCCCGCUUCCACCUACGGUAAACGGCCCUGCUACACCUGCUGUGACAAUACCACAACUAGCACAUCUGCGCUCCUUCACGUCUUCCCUUGUCAGUUCCCUUUCUACUAUCUCUGAGCAAGCACAGGUCAAUGGCGCAGCUACAACAGAAGCAGGACGGAAGAUACGAGCGCUGAAGAAUAAAUUAGGAGGGUGGCGGACGGAAUGGGACAGCGCUGAAAGAAGUCGACGGAGGAUUGAACGGUGGGAGGCUGGAAUUGUGGAUGGCCCGGAUUCCAGUGGGGAAAACACGCCCGUCGCGUCGCCGAUGCGCACUAAUGGGAUGAAGAGAGCAGAUGGUCGCCAAAUCGUUCGCGAGCACUUAGAUGCCUUUCAACUCGCUUUAACAGACGCGGGUAUGAAGACUCAAGCCAUCAUGGCAUCAUAAUAGCCUUUAAGGUUGUUUAAUUUUUGUCUUUAUUGCUCUGUCUAUUUCACGGCGCAUCUUCCUACAUUUUUAUACUAGUCUGCUUUACUGUACGACCUCAUCACAUAUAGCACACUUUACGCUUUAGAUCCAUAACUACAGCUGGGUUCUCAUCCAUGCUGUAGGGCUUCAUACUUAUCUGGUAGAUGGAAUCGAUACCCCUCGCGUUAACCGCCACAUUU